Cetraspora pellucida is the source of this 426-nucleotide messenger RNA. Lineage: Eukaryota; Fungi; Glomeromycota; Glomeromycetes; Diversisporales; Gigasporaceae. The record is from the annotation of a GenBank genome assembly.
AUGACUACUAAUUCUACAUCUCAAAAUAUUUCAUGUCUCGAAACACUUAUAUUAAAUGUUCUUAAAAAUUCAUCUUCAGAAAAAAUUGCAAAUGAUAUUAAUAUACCUGAAUUAGAUCCAUGUUUUUUAUAUAACCAAAAACUUUUUUUAUAUGAAAUAAAAAAGCCAAUUACUUUACUUAUCUGUGGCCAUCUAUAUCAUCAUAAUUGUAUCAAAAGUUCUAUAAAAAUUAAUUCAACAUAUCCAAGACCCAAUUAUAAUAAGGAGAUAGAAUUUAUGAAUGUCAACAUAUCUGAAAAUAAACUAUCUAACAAAAAAGCAAAGAAGUUGGUUAAAAAAGAAUCACAUAUAUUAAAAGAUCUUAUAAAUGAAUUAUUUACUAAACCCGAAACUUCACAAGUUUCUGUAACUAGAAAAGAAAAUGCU